Molecule: messenger RNA, 2383 nt
Organism: Corvus hawaiiensis (hawaiian crow)
Lineage: Eukaryota; Metazoa; Chordata; Aves; Passeriformes; Corvidae
Gene: BTRC
Product: beta-transducin repeat containing E3 ubiquitin protein ligase
Exons: 16
Coding region: 88-1974 (628 amino acids)
Molecular function (GO): protein dimerization activity
Source: RefSeq, a predicted model, not a curated record
GGGGCGCGGGGCAGCGCAGGUUCCCGUCUGCGCUCGCUGCGGCCUUCACUGAGCGGGGGGGCGGCCCCGGCCCGGCCCCGCAGGACGAUGGACCCGGCCGAGGCCGUCCUGCAGGAGAAGGCGCUCAAGUUCAUGCCCCGAAUACACAUGCCAAAAGAUGGAUUCCAACUUAUAUCUUCUGGAUACCAAGCAUGGCUAAAGCAGUGCUCUAUGCCCAGAUCUCUGUGGCUGGGCUGCUCCAGCCUGGCGGACAGCAUGCCCUCGCUGCGAUGCCUGUAUAACCCAGGGACUGGCGCACUCCCAGCUUUCCAGAAUUCCUCUGAGAGAGAAGACUGUAAUAAUGAUGAGCCCCCUAGGAAGAUCAUUCCUGAGAAGAAUUCACUUAGACAGACCUACAACAGCUGUGCCAGACUGUGCUUAAACCAGGAAACAGUAUGUCUAGGAAGCACUGCUAUGAAGACUGAAAAUUGUGUGGCCAAAACAAAACUUGCCAAUGGCACUUCCAGUAUGAUUGUGCCCAAGCAAAGAAAACUGUCUGCAAGCUAUGAGAAGGAGAAGGAGCUUUGCGUCAAGUACUUUGAACAGUGGUCCGAGUCCGACCAGGUGGAGUUUGUGGAGCACCUCAUCUCCCAGAUGUGUCACUACCAGCACGGACACAUAAACUCCUACCUCAAACCCAUGUUACAGCGGGACUUCAUCACUGCACUGCCAGCUCGGGGAUUGGAUCACAUUGCUGAGAACAUUCUGUCAUACCUGGAUGCCAAAUCUUUGUGUGCUGCUGAGCUGGUGUGCAAGGAGUGGUACCGAGUGACGUCAGAUGGGAUGCUGUGGAAGAAGCUCAUUGAGAGAAUGGUCAGGACAGACUCCCUGUGGAGGGGUUUGUCAGAGAGGAGAGGAUGGGGGCAAUAUCUGUUUAAAAAUAAACCUCCUGAUGGAACUGCGCCACCCAACUCCUUCUACAGAGCACUUUACCCCAAAAUUAUACAGGACAUAGAGACAAUAGAGUCGAAUUGGCGGUGUGGAAGGCACAGUUUACAGAGGAUCCACUGCCGAAGUGAGACAAGCAAAGGGGUUUAUUGUUUACAGUAUGAUGAUCAGAAGAUAGUAAGCGGUCUACGAGACAAUACUAUUAAGAUCUGGGAUAAGAAUACAUUGGAGUGCAAGCGAAUUCUCACUGGACACACAGGUUCUGUCCUGUGCCUCCAGUAUGAUGAACGGGUGAUCAUUACUGGAUCUUCAGACUCAACAGUCAGAGUGUGGGACGUGAACGCAGGCGAGAUGCUGAAUACACUGAUCCACCACUGCGAAGCCGUGCUGCACCUCCGCUUCAACAACGGCAUGAUGGUGACGUGUUCCAAAGACCGCUCCAUCGCCGUGUGGGACAUGGCUUCCCCGACAGACAUCACCCUGAGGAGGGUGCUCGUGGGGCACCGAGCUGCCGUCAACGUAGUGGACUUUGAUGACAAGUACAUUGUAUCAGCAUCAGGUGACAGAACUAUAAAGGUAUGGAACACUAGUACCUGCGAAUUUGUGCGCACCUUAAAUGGCCACAAACGAGGCAUUGCAUGUCUGCAGUACAGAGACAGGCUAGUAGUGAGCGGCUCUUCAGAUAAUACCAUCAGGCUGUGGGAUAUCGAGUGUGGGGCAUGUUUACGUGUACUGGAAGGCCAUGAAGAGUUGGUGAGAUGCAUACGCUUUGAUAACAAGAGGAUAGUCAGUGGGGCAUAUGAUGGGAAAAUUAAAGUAUGGGAUCUUGUGGCUGCUUUGGAUCCCCGUGCUCCAGCAGGGACCCUCUGCUUGCGAACCCUUGUGGAGCAUUCUGGAAGAGUCUUUCGACUUCAGUUUGAUGAGUUCCAGAUCGUCAGCAGCUCACAUGAUGACACCAUCCUCAUCUGGGAUUUUCUGAAUGACCCAGCUGCCCAGGCAGAAUCCACUCGUUCCCCGUCCAGAACAUACACCUACAUCUCCAGAUAAAUAACACUACACUGUACCUCACACUCGCACAGGACUCAUUUAAGCUGCAGUAUUUAAAUACCAGGACAAAAGAACUAUCCACGUAACCAAUACUUGCUGAAGAGAGAGGCUCUCAGACUUGUUUCUGGAACAAAGUUGGCAUGCGGUUGAUCUCAGACAGGGUCUACUCAGCGCGGCUGACUGCUAAAGUGCUGCUAUAUCAGAAGAUGACUUUUAUCUUUCAUGAACAGUUAACAUUUUUAAACCUUCCCAUCCCUUUCUUCCCUCAUUCCCCUCUUCAUGUUCACUCUUCCCUUUACCCCAUUUGGUUCCCCUCCAAGCCCAGUCACCAAUGUCCUAUGAAUAUAUUUAAGAUGUUGCCAGAAUGUGUUGCUUUGCUGUUAAGCAGAAGACUUACAGCCACAGUGCA